This is a messenger RNA of Closterium sp. NIES-65, 984 nucleotides long. The record is from the annotation of a GenBank genome assembly. Lineage: Eukaryota; Viridiplantae; Streptophyta; Zygnematophyceae; Desmidiales; Closteriaceae.
AUGAGACGGAGUGAGUGCGACAAGGUGCAAUGCGUCACCAUUGAGUGCGACAAGGUGCAAUGCGUCACCAUUGAGUGCGACAAGGUGCAAUGCGUCACCAUUGAGUGCGACAAGGUGCAAUGCGUCACCAUUGAGUGCGACAAGGUGCAAUGCGUCACCAUUGAGUGCGACAAGGUGCAAUGCGUCACCAUUGAGUGCGACAAGGUGCAAUGCGUCACCAUUGAGUGCGACAAGGUGCAAUGCGUCACCAUUGAGUGCGACAAGGUGCAAUGCGUCACCAUUGAGUGCGACAAGGUGCAAUGCGUCACCAUUGAGUGCGACAAGGUGCAAUGCGUCACCAUUGAGUGCGACAAGGUGCAAUGCGUCACCAUUGAGUGCGACAAGGUGCAAUGCGUCACCAUUGAGUGCGACAAGGUGCAAUGCGUCACCAUUGAGUGCGACAAGGUGCAAUGCGUCACCAUUGAGUGCGACAAGGUGCAAUGCGUCACCAUUGAGUGCGACAAGGUGCAAUGCGUCACCAUUGAGUGCGACAAGGUGCAAUGCGUCACCAUUGAGUGCGACAAGCUUGCGACAGAGGAGACAGCUGGCAGGGCGACAUGGGCAGGGGAGGGCAAUGCACAUGGAGGGCAAGAAGCGAGAGCAGCCACCCCCCACCCCCUCAGCGCGCGCAGCUGGGUGCUUCAGCAGCGCCUGUCUCACCCGAAGUGCCGCGUCCACGCCACCACCACGCGCCUCGUCACCCACAGCGAUGUCAGCGCCACUCGCGUGCCGUCCAACGCCAUCACCUCCACGCCUGCUAGCGCCGCCGCCCACGACGCCGCGACGGGCGCCGCCGCUCCGCUGGAUGGCGCCGCCGCGUUCGACGGGCCGCGGGGCUCGCCGGCCGGCUCCGGCUCCGACGGGCGCGGCGACGCGGCCUCUGGCGGCGGUGGACCGUUGGCCGCCGCGUUGACCGCCACCCGCCGACGCGUUGACUCGCGUUGA